CGAAUAACAAUACCUGGAACGGCACGAGAUUCAACUAUGGCCCCAAUUACCAACAGAAUAACACGGACAACAGUGUCGACAAUAGCGUUAGAAACGACAACCGCAUCCAUAACGACAAUAGCGUGAAAAUGGGCGACAACUCCACAUACGACAACAGCGUAAGAAACGACAAUAGCGUGAGAAACGACAAUAGAAUCGACAACAGAGUCGACAACAGAGCCGACAACAGAAUCGACAACAGAGCCGACAACAGAAUCGACAACAGAGCCGACAACAGAAUCGACAACAGAGCCGACAAUAGAGUCGAGAACAGAGCCGACAACAGAGUCGAGAAUAGAGCCGACAACAGAGUCGAGAACAGAGCCGACAACAGAGUCGAGAAUAGAGCCGACAACAGAGUCGAGAACAGAGCCGACAACAGAGUCGAGAACAGAGCCGACAACAGAGUCGAGAACAGGGCCGACAACAGAGUCGAUAACAACGGCGGAACCUUUACCAACAAAAAUAUCGGCAGCAACGCUACUAUGGGUAAUCAGGGUGCUGGUAAUGUAAGUUCUUAGUAACCCUUCCUUUGGGGUCCUAAGGAACUAAUUGUUUCUUUAGUUUUCGAUUGCUAUGUAACAGACUAACAUGGCCGGGGGAUUUUAAAGGGGUUUUCUUCUUCUGGGGGGAUGAAGCUCUGCGGAUCUUUUGCGGUCGCUUGUUUUGCUUGGUUUCUGGUUGCUUUUCUCGCUUGGCUUCUGGUAGUGCGGUAGAUUCGAAUUGUUCACCUUCUCGCUCUUUUCUAUCCUCCUCUCGUCCUCCUAAAUAUUUCUCUACUGGUGCGCCCUCGUGUCAAAUUUUGUCUGGUGUGGUUUGUUUUGGUUUGUUUUGGUUCGGUUUGGGUCUCCUGUUUGGUUUCUUUUUCUUUUGGGGGGGGGGAUGAAUUUCAAAGAUCAAUCUAUCUGCGGCUCUCGUCUGGUUCACCUCGUCGAGUGAUAUUUAAUGACCGCCCGAGUAUGAGAUUAUAGAAUGAUCGGGCAGCGGGUCGAGCCACUCGCUAAGGAUUGCUAGAUUUCUUCUUAUUUUUCGCCUCAAGUGCUACCCCCUCACCUGUUUACCCCCUGCUCGAAAGGACUGAACCACAAGCUGCGAUGAGGUGGGGUGCCGAAGGAUUUGGAAUGAGCGUCUUGGAGCGGAUGAGUCAGAGUGCGAAACUCCCGUCAUUUGCUAAACACACGGAAGGCCUGACUGUCCGGGAGGGGGGGGGCUGAGGGGUAUCAUGAUACUCGAAGAGGAAGCGGAUUAGGUUUCGCCCCAAAGCCUACUGUACUUGUACCUAACCUUCUCUAACAAGUCUCGAUUACAUAAGCCACAAGUUGAGGCUCCGAUCUUAUCGGUAGCAAACUAAAAUUGCCCUCCCUAGAUUUAACCGAUCUCGAGCACGAGGGGGGCGGGAGAGAAAAAAAAAAAAACAUUCCACAUGCAAUCAUAUCUGCUCCCCACUAUCAAUUCAUCUCUAAUCCCUGGGAAGGGUAUCCACACUUGACAAUGUUUCUAUCUCGGUUCUUGCCACCGGUCAAUCGUGCGAUGCGCACGCUGGAUCGUGCCUUUUUCAAAAAGAUUGUCCCGGUCACUGCCGCGCGGGUGCUCGACGCUACUCAGGUCCACACGAUCAAGGAGAGGAUUCUGAGGGAUCUGAUCCCCUACGAGAGGUUCAACCUGAGAUACGACUUUAAUUCGAAACUCGAUACCGAAACCCCGCUGCUCAUUCUACGGCCCGACGUGAAAUACGAUGGUAUGGACGCCUAUUGUGACUUCUAAUCUCCGGAGGGAUGUGGUUUUUGUUAAUGGGGCGUAUUUUUUGGGGGGGCAGAUCUCUCGGCUGUUUCGGGUCCCACGCGGGAGUAUGUGAAUUCGAAGAUACUCCGGUUGGUGCCCUAUGAUCUGAAACUGGAGUACGGAGAUUGGAGUUAUGGUACGGGCCUCUCCCCCGUUUCCCCUGACGGAAGUUGGCCGUCCGCUAAUGUAGUGUGGUCUCUAGAGGAGAUUAUGAGGGCUGUGCUUCCCGAAGAUGCCAACCCCCCGGAUAUCAAUAGCCUUCCUCGAAUUGGUCCAUUGAUGCACCUGGAUGUCCCCGGCUCCCUACUGGAGUAUAGAGGACUUAUUGCAGAGGUUAUUUGUGACAAAGAGAGGGAGGUGCAGACGGUUUUUGGUGAACCUGAGGAGGGAGGAGAAGCGUCAAAACUUGGGUUCGUAAACGAAGUCCUAGCAGGUCCUCAGAAUUACCACGUAGAGCUCAACCACCAGGGCUCCAGUUUCACUUUUCACCUCGAUGAUGCCAAGUUCCGUGAUGCUCAUUUUGACACGAAGCUGGCGGCUGAGCGGAAUCGUCUUGUGGAUAGUUUUGGGUUGGGACAGGCUGUUGCCGAUGUUUAUUGUGGUGUUGGUGCGCUAAGUGUGGCUGCUGCAAAGCGAGGGGCGGUUGUUUUCGCCAAUGCGCGAGAAGAGAGUGUUUAUAACUUGCUCAUUGAGAAUCGAAGAAACAACAAGGUGAAUUGCUUAGGCUUUGCUCAUCUCUCUUUUUGCUUGGUUUUAGUGGAUAUUGGAGCUCACGCUCUGAGCACUGUUAGGUCAAGAAAAACAUCUACGUUAAGAACCAGAAUCCAGUGAAGUUCGUCCAGCAGCUUGUCAAAAGGCUUUUCGAGAAAACGGUGGACCAUAAGCCGCACAAAAAGAGCAAGCUUGGAGUGACUAUGAAAAAUCCUCUCAAGAAGGGUGAUAGGAAACUUCCUUCUUGGGUUUCUCAUUUCGUCUUCAGCGACCCUGACCAAUCCCUUAGCCAUCUUGCGUGUCUUAGAGGCAUAUACAAGAAUCGGGAGAGACUCUUGGCGAAGAAGGGAAAUUUCUGGAAAAUAGAUUUUCCGUCUGUUCACGUCUAUGCCUACCACGAAGCUCCAGCAGAAAGAAAGGCGGAUGCGAUAACCGGUCUUCGUAAGGCCAUCGGCGAGAGGAUUGGCUACGACCUGGGACGGGAAUUUGUCCGAGGGGUGCACUUUGUUAAGCACGGCUCAACAAACAACCUUUAUUGCAUUUCAUUCAGACUCCCGCCACCGGUGGCAUUCGAUAUUACGGAGGAGGAAUUACAUCAAAAGCACCUGGAGAUGAUCGAUCCCGCGGCCUCGGCGGCAGCAGCGAAACCCAAUAGUGAUAGUUUGGAACGGAGAAAGAUACGAGUGAGCCGAACAUAUCUACCUUCCGGAGACUCGGAAAUCAACCAAUAUGGGUCGCCCGAAAGGCCACCGCUACCAGUGGGGGAUAGAGAGGAGAAAGUUUCACUACCUACACCCUCUUCUGCAGCACCUACUCAAACAGCACCAUCUUCGGCAACAUCGACCAGUAAUAUAGCCCCGGAGAAACCCCUAGCAUAUACUCCAUUGAGAAGCUUUCAACCCCGUGAUGCCGGAUUAAUGGCUACAAAGCAGCUACGGGAGCUCCCAACAGAUAGGCCCCCAAAGGUUACAUGUCCCCCGAUGGCACCGGAUCGAGGAUGGGUCAAAACCGAAUUUGAACUCGAGAGGGAGUUUGCAAGGAUCUACAAACCACCUAAACGCUUACCCUCGUGGAAACUCAAGGUCCACCGUAAGGAAACGAAGGCAGUUUGGAUGGAGAAGCAAAUCAAAAAUCAGCAGGAGCAAGCUUUUGUAACACAAAGAAGCUUUAAUCAAUCUCACCGAAAUAGUAUUGAGGAAUGGGGCCCUGGGUAUUGGGGCAGCUAUCGAGGUGAGAGGGGGCAUUCAGACAACUCUCCCAUGCAACUAGGAUAUGGCCCUCAUGGAUCUACAGGAUCUGUCGCGGGUAGCGUCGACAGACACCCCGUCUCGCCACAAGCCACUGGGUCUGGGGACGAUGGCCGUGGAAAUAGCGAAGAGACAGGACCGCCUCGUCCAUCCAUUAGAUUCCAUCCCGCAGCCAACAAGGUGCCCAAAGAGGGCCCAAUGAUCCGAUGGCACCAAGUGGAUACUCAUCCGAAGAUGCUCCGGUAAUAGGAGAUGGGCUGGUUGAGGAAGAGGGGGUUGGGUUCAACGUUAGUUUUUUUUUUAAGGCGGUUUUUACGAAGAUUAGGAGGCCUCUCUUGAUUUGCUUUUGUUUCAACCUUUUCACCAUUUGGAUUGUAAUGUACUUUUAUUAUGCAUCUGCAUCUGUGUCUGUAUAUAGACAGGGUCUCAUCCAAUUUCAUUACCGAUGACCCGGAUAUAAAUCCUUGCCCCCCCCCCCCCCAAAAUAAAUAUACUCGGGUAUGAUACCAAACAUCUUAUCCUGUGUGAUAUCAGUAUAACACAAUGCGGUCACGCCAUCUCACUCUGAAUGAAGCAACCCCCCCCUCUGGGCAGUUCUAAUAAAAAAGUAGGCUAUUCGGAAGACUCGAACCAUCCUUAACCCUCCAGAGCGCCCGAUUCGGUAUGUAAGUGUACGAGAGGGUACGAACGAUACCUACCUCACUCAGGUACC
This is a messenger RNA of Tuber aestivum (summer truffle), 4491 nucleotides long. NCBI's taxonomy places the organism in Eukaryota, Fungi, Ascomycota, Pezizomycetes, Pezizales, Tuberaceae. The record is from the annotation of a GenBank genome assembly.